CAAAAUUUCGAAGCACGAUCAUGCUUUGACCUGCUUCCACACCUUUUUGUGGAAACAAUAGACCAUGAUGUGGUAUUACCACUGCCUUGACCACAUCACACAAUAUUUAUUGACCAUGUCUAAAGUCCGGAUUUUGCAACAUUGAGUGUUUCAUCCUAGUCCAACGAUCUCAUCGCUCGCAAGCUUCACGAAAUACCUAAUACCAUCAGAAUCAGAAUGCGAUACCCAACUCCCUCAUCAACCAAGCUAUCUGAAAGUUCGCGGGCUACGAGACAUCCUUCUCGAUCCCCGAAAGUAAAUGCUGCGCCCUCCAAAGGUGUCCAUGCUCGCAAGCAUGUUCUCAAAGCAUCCAAGACUCGACGUGCUUCGGAUUAUGAUCCUAAGCCGAUACGUAUCGUUGUCCAUGGGUUACCUGGUUAUACUGGUGGUAUCUUGCCACCUGAUGCAGUAGACCCUCGUCCGCCCGCACUUCCCUUGGACGAUUUCGAAUGUAUUCGCACACUAGGCGACGGAGCUUUUGGUCACGUUCUACUCGUACGAGCACGCGAACAACCAAACCUAGGAAAACUGGCACGCCCAGGAUCAUUGUUCGCAGUGAAAGUCCUCUCCAAAGAAAGAAUGAAACAGAUCGAUCAGAAAUACCCUGGGGAUACUGAUGCGGAGAGAAUGCACCUGUCGGCAUUGCCCUGGAGUCGCUGGGUGAAUGGUGUCGUAGGCGCAUUCAAAGACGAAUUGAAUCUUUAUCUUAUGCUCGAGUUUAUACCGAGCGGGUGUUUCCACGACGUCAUCCAAACACGCGGCCCUUUCGACGCUGCCACCGCCCGGUUCUACUUCGCCAAUAUUGUGGCUGGGCUCUAUUUCCUCCAUGGCGAGGGAAUUAUUCAUCGGGAUCUCAAACCAGCAAACAUCCUUGUUAGAUCCGAUGGGUACUUGGCCAUCGCAGACUUUGGAUACGCCCGUUUAGAUCAGAUCGACAACGGACCAGUCACAGAAUGGCUGAUGAUCGGGACGCCGCUUUACAUGGCUCCUGAGCUCUUAUGCCACCAACACAUGACAGGAUACAGUGUCGACUGGUGGGCGGCAGGCGUCACGUUGUACGAAAUGCUCACGAAGAGAACGCCAUUCUUCGGUACGGACGAGAGCAAAAUAUAUAAAAGGAUUGCUUCAGGGAAGUACAAGUGGCCCAAAGGUCUCCGCUUGGGCACAUCCCUCAAGUCUAUCGUAGCAGGGCUUCUGACCACGGCAGCCGAGAAUCGUUUGGGUGUUAAGGAUUCCGUUCUCGACCACCCAUGGCUCGACAACAUCGAUUUUGACAAAUUGGAUUCCGGGAACUACAUGGCCCCUUGGAUCCCUGAAGCACCUGCGCCCACCCAGACGUGGUUAAAUAAGGGUCUUCCGCCCCAGCAUUGCAUCCCUGGACUCAAAGUUUGCGCACCGGCUGUGCACCGCGAGUGGGAUGAUCGUCUGCCCAGGAAACAAUUACCUAUUUAGCCUGACUCUUGCAAUAUUUCUUUCACUGCUAAUUACUGCACGUUGAUAUAUCGUCUGUAUUCCUUACACUAUCUAACAUAUGUAAGGACAGUAUCUAUUUCAUUGAUGCUCGUGCGAUUACUGUUGCCUGGCAAUACUAGUGAUGUAAUUGCGCCUUUCCGUACAUCAAUACUUAUGUGCAUCAGAGUACAUGUUCGUAUGUGGAUGAUAGGACUGUAUCUGCCCGCGCUCGCUGUCGUCUAUGGAAAACAUAACACUCUUGCUCAUAUCUCGGGUAUUUUGACAAUGG
Molecule: messenger RNA, 1780 nt
Organism: Suillus subalutaceus
Lineage: Eukaryota; Fungi; Basidiomycota; Agaricomycetes; Boletales; Suillaceae
Product: kinase-like domain-containing protein
Exons: 6
Coding region: 217-1491 (424 amino acids)
Biological process (GO): protein phosphorylation
Molecular function (GO): protein kinase activity; ATP binding
Source: RefSeq, a predicted model, not a curated record